Molecule: messenger RNA, 951 nt
Organism: Penicillium soppii
Lineage: Eukaryota; Fungi; Ascomycota; Eurotiomycetes; Eurotiales; Aspergillaceae
Product: dihydroneopterin aldolase
Exons: 2
Biological process (GO): folic acid-containing compound metabolic process
Cellular component (GO): cytoplasm
Molecular function (GO): dihydroneopterin aldolase activity
Source: RefSeq, a predicted model, not a curated record
AUGACUGAUUCGAGUAUCAAAAUCCCGCCGCGCCCUGCCUACCUAGACAGUGUUCGCCUCCGCGACAUCCAGCUCCCCCUCAUUGCCCCAGAAGCAUGGCACCGUGAAGGAAAAACCCAACCCUGCACGGCAACCCUUAAACUCUCAUACUCCUCCAUUGUCGGAGCUGCCGACUCAGACAAUGUCUCCCUCACACUCGACUACGGCAAGCUCUUCCGCCAACUAGAGACCAACGUCCGCACCUUCUCCAACCCGAAAGAAAUGCCCGACCACCUAGCCUGCCAAAUGAUCAGCGUGGAAGGCACCCAUCAGAAGAACAUGUUGACCGCGGCUCCGGGCCAAGAUCCGCGCGUGACGGCCGCCCUUGUAGCCGAUGCGGGGCUGGGAAUGUUGGAUCAAACAGCCAAGAGCGUCAAGGCCCAGGAGAGCUCUGCCGUUUCAGCGAAGUACGGCGAGUGUGAGGUGGAGCUACAUCUACCUAAGGCUUUACUGCGCUCCGAGGAGGGUCUCCGGUAUCGCAGCGUUACGGCCUGGGGGUUCACGGAUGCGUCUGUGCGACGCCCGGUUGUCCUGGAGGAGGAAUAUCGCAUUGAGGGUAUCCGGUGCUAUGCUAUUUUGGGAGUGAAUCCCCAUGAAAGGGUCGAAAAACAGGCUGUCAUUGUUGGGCUUACUUUCCAAGGUGCUGGGCAGCUUGAUUGGGGGUCCAAGGUUGUUGAGACGUAUCAGGCUGUGACGCGGGCUGUGGCUGAGAAAGUUGAUCAGACCACCUUCCAGACUGUGGAGUCACUGGCUACUUUCAUUGCGCACAUUGUUACUGUCGAUUUUGGUAACGAGCGUGUGACUGUCAAGGUGGAAAAACCUAGUGCGCUGGCAUUUGUUCAGCGUUCAGGCGUGGAAAUCACUCGCUCAAAGGCUUUCUUCGAUACUCACAGUCUUCCAGAGCCGCGCGCG